AUGAGUGGAAUUGGUCCUAAACAGCUACACAAUAUGGCAAUGCCACCGGUCAAUGGGAUGACUUCAGUUUCACAUACGAUCACGAAUUUGAAGCGAUGGUCAGUAUCCGGAAAGGAGCUUCCUGCUGUCUCGCAAAUAAAAGCAAUUCAUGUCUACGACUUCGACAACACUUUAUUCAGCAGCCCCUUACCCAAUCCACAACUAUGGAAUGGGUCUACAAUCGGUUAUCUCCAGACGUACGAAGGUUUUUCCAACGGGGGAUGGUGGCACGAUUCAAAUAUUCUUGCAGCAACUGGACAAGGAGCUGACAUUGAGGAGACUCGAGCCUGGGCGGGGUGGUGGAAUGAGCAAGUGGUUCAAUUGGUCGAGUUGAGCAUGAAACAGAAAGAUGCAUUGACUGUGCUCCUUACUGGUCGGGGGGAAGACAACUUUACAGACAUCAUCAAACGCAUUGUCGGUAGUCGCAAGCUUGACUUCGAUCUCAUUUGCCUUAAACCGGAAGUUGGCCCAAAUGGCCAACAAUUCGCAUCUACUCUCGUGUUCAAACAGACAUUUCUUGAAUCUCUGGUCUCUACGUAUAGCCACGCAGAGGAGAUUCGAGUCUACGAAGAUCGAAUCAAGCAUGUGAAAGCGUUUCGCGACUUCUUCACCUCAUUAAAUGAACGUCUUCAGACUCAAGGCGAUAGAAAGCCACUUAAUGCGGAAGUCAUUCAUAUCGCAGAAGGCACUCUUCAUCUUGAUCCCGUCACCGAAGUUGCCGAAGUUCAGAAGAUGAUUAACGAACACAAUCUGCGAUAUCACGAUUCAGCACAAAAUCUAACGAAAUCACCAUAUGGACGGUUAAAGAUUAGGCGAUCCGUUUUCUAUACAGGUUACCUCAUCGAUGAGACGAAUUCUAAUCGUCUGAUAUCAGACCUUUUACAACCGGCGUUACCCGCGGGUCUAGCUGAAGGUAACGAGGUAAAACCACUUGCUAAUAUCAUCGUGAUCACACCACGGCCAGCACCAAAGUCCAUCAUCAACAAGGCUGGUGGCAUGGGAAAGACAAUUAGCUGGCGAGUAACUGGACUAGGUCACUGGGACCAUAAAGUGUGGGCAGCACGUGUUGAACCAGUAUCAAAGAAUGAAUCUUACUACACUGAAACUCCUGUACCCGUGGUCGUUCUUGGACUUCGGAGAGGUGCGCGGCCUGUGGAUGCAAAUCGCAUUCAAAAAUGGCAACCUGUCCACCCCGAGUCAGCCCUUGUAUUCGAUGCCGUCGUAGGGGAGAGAGUCGUUCUACGGGUAGAUGAGGAUACAUCAGAUGGAGAUUGGAGUACUUACCAUGGCAACAAAAAGAACAAGAGACGACACCCGGUCGGUCAUCGAGAUGAGGACAUGCCAGAUUCGGCAAGAAACAGCUUUGACUCAAAUCCCUAUCAAGCACUCAAUGAACAUGCUCCAUACAGACGCUCACCUCACGGCGGGCGCAGUCAGAACGAUUCCAGCCAUCGGGGCCGGGGUCGAGGAGGACGGGGCUCUGGUUUCGGCAGAGGACGAGGGUCCUCGCGCGGUGGUGGUCGUGGUCGUGGCCGCGGUAAUGAUAAUGCCAGCCGUGCAUACCAUGGCUAUCGCUCGCUUGACGAGCAGAGGAUGGGUUCCGAUAACGGAAACGAAUCUCAGAGCAAUGCCAAUGGCGGUGUACCGUUGAUGAACUAUUGA
This is a messenger RNA of Talaromyces stipitatus ATCC 10500, 1701 nucleotides long. RefSeq lists its product as uncharacterized. The transcript has 4 exons. Gene Ontology annotation, molecular function: histone H2AQ104 methyltransferase activity; rRNA methyltransferase activity; RNA binding. Gene Ontology annotation, cellular component: box C/D methylation guide snoRNP complex; small-subunit processome. The record is from RefSeq and is a predicted model, not a curated record. Bases 1 to 1701 code for a protein of 566 amino acids. NCBI's taxonomy places the organism in Eukaryota, Fungi, Ascomycota, Eurotiomycetes, Eurotiales, Trichocomaceae. Gene Ontology annotation, biological process: box C/D sno(s)RNA 3'-end processing; rRNA methylation.